Messenger RNA from Aphidius gifuensis, 1014 nucleotides. RefSeq names its product transmembrane protein 50B. NCBI's taxonomy places the organism in Eukaryota, Metazoa, Arthropoda, Insecta, Hymenoptera, Braconidae. The transcript is spliced from 4 exons. The coding region runs from base 128 to 598 and encodes 156 amino acids. The record is from RefSeq and is a predicted model, not a curated record. Gene Ontology annotation, biological process: late endosome to vacuole transport via multivesicular body sorting pathway; protein targeting to vacuole.
AGGUUAAAUUUUAUUUCAAUGAUCAACAUAAAUAAAAAAUAAUAAUAAAUUUUGUACGAUAUUAUUUUGAUAAUAUUAUUGAUAAUUGUGGGAAAUAUAAUUGAUUAAUUUAAAUAACAAAAAAAAAAUGCCGUGUUUGGAAAAUGUUCAAAUGCCAACUUGUGUUUGGUUUGAAGCUGGAGAAAAAAGAAAUGCAUUAAUGUCAAUGCUUGCUGGUAUUUUGUUUUUUACUGGUUGGUGGUUGAUGAUUGAUGCUCAUGCUGUUUAUCCAGAACAAAUAUUCAGUACUUAUCAUAUCUGUGGUAUUUUUGGAACAUUAUCACUUGUUAUGGUUAACUCAGUGACAAAUUCUCAAAUCAGAGGUGAUGCUUACAAUGGUGGCUGCCUUGGUUCUCGAGGUGCAGGAGGCUGGAUUUUCUUGGGUUUUGUCAUGGGUUUUUCAGCAGUUAUUGCUUCAUUUUGGAUACUCAUAGCUGAUUUUGUUUCAACAAAAGCUACACACAGCUGGCCAGGAUUUGCUUUGUUUUUACAAAACUUUUUAAUCUUCUUGGGUUCAUUGACAUUUAAAUUUGGACGAUCAGAAGACCAAUGGGGUUAAACUUUCAUUAUUUCCAUUCUUUUUUUUCACCGUAAAAAAGAUUUAAAAAAUAUUACCAAACAUAAUUAAUAAUAUAACACAAGCAUUUUAUAUACUUAUUACAUAAAAAAAAAAAACAUUGAAAUUGUCCUUUAAGAUUAAAUAUAAACAAAAAUAAUGCUUGACAUUUUUGAUUGAGUAAUAAUUUAUUAAAACAACAUUAAUUAAUAUAAAAAAAAAAAAAAUGUUUACAAUUAAAAACAAAUUAUUGAAUUAUUACAAAUAUUUUAUUGUCGACUUUUUCAAUAAUAAUUAUACUCACAUACAUGCAACAAUUAUAGCUUAUAAUCAAGUUGUCCUAUUCAUUUUAAUUAUAAAAAAAAUAAAAUAAUAAAAAUUACAAAAAAAAAAAAAUGAAUUUAAAAAAAAAAAAAAGG